Plasmodium inui San Antonio 1 is the source of this 1266-nucleotide messenger RNA. RefSeq lists its product as hypothetical. Bases 1 to 1266 code for a protein of 421 amino acids. Gene Ontology annotation, molecular function: lipase activity. The transcript has a single exon. NCBI's taxonomy places the organism in Eukaryota, Apicomplexa, Aconoidasida, Haemosporida, Plasmodiidae. Gene Ontology annotation, cellular component: membrane. The record is from RefSeq and is a predicted model, not a curated record.
AUGGCACAGGCCGCGGAACGCGACAGCCUGCGAGGCGGGGCGGCUGAGAGGUCAAGCCCGACGAGCCCAAGUGGCUCCGCCAGCAGCGUGCGCUUGGACGGAAAGCCCAAAGUAGAUUCUUUCCAUAACCGAGAUGGACUCAAACUGAAGACCUACUCAUGGCUAGUAAAAAAUCCAAUAGGAGUCAUAUUCCUAGUCCAUGGACUAAACACGCACUUACGGUUAGAAUACCUUCGACACAACGUGGAGAUAGUGAGCCCAGAAAAGGCUAUUCUAAAGGAUGCAGAUAAUUACUACAUUUAUAAGGACAGCUGGAUUGAGCAUUUCAAUAAAAGUGGAUACUCAGUGUAUGGCAUGGACCUGCAGGGACAUGGACAAUCAGACGGGUGGAGGAAUGUAAAAACCAACGUGAAAAAGUUUGAUGAUUUGGUGUAUGACGUGAUACAGUACAUUAAUCGAGUGCACGACGUUAUCUGUCUGACAAGUCGGAAGGAUGCAAAGAAUGGGGAAACGAGUAAGAGCCAUUCGGCGGCUUCCCCCAGGUUGGCAGCGUCAACCACGUCGGCCACCUCCCCUUCGUCCCGCAUGCCUGCUGCUUCCCCCGCGCCCCUCGCGCAGAGCAACAUCUCCUCGUGGUCCAUUCACAACAAUCUGAAAGACACCAAAACGCCGCCCUUCUACAUCAUGGGCCUCUCCAUGGGGGGAAACAUAGUACUAAGGACACUGGAAAUCUUGGGGAAAUCCAAAAACCAGGGCGAAAAGCUAAACAUAAGAGGAUGUAUAUGUCUAGCCGGGAUGAUCUCCAUCGACGAAAUAGCAUCCAAACCAUCUUACAAAUUUUUUUACAUUCCUUGUAGCAAAUUUUUUGCCACCUUCUUUCCAACCCUGCGACUGACGCCAUCCUUGUACUGGAAAAAGUACCCCUAUGUUAAUCACAUUUUUAAUUACGACAAAAAUCGAAAUAAGAAACCGAUCACGUGCAAGUUGGGCUAUGAGCUUCUGAACGCCAUUGAAAACUUAAAUAAUGACAUGGAUUAUAUUCCAAAGGACAUCCCCAUUCUUUUCGUGCACUCCAGACAUGACAGUGCUUGUUUCUUUGGGGGCGCGGAAACAUUUUUUAAAAAAAUUAAUACCAACCUUAAGGAGCUACACAUCCUGGACGAUAUGGACCACGUCCUCACCAUGGAGCCGGGCAACGAGCGUGUUCUGCAGAAGCUGCUUGCGUGGCUAUCCGCCCAUUCUCCGCCGAGUGCGACCCGCGCCUAG